This is a messenger RNA of Drosophila bipectinata, 1935 nucleotides long. RefSeq names its product tRNA methyltransferase 1 (gene Trm1). Gene Ontology annotation, molecular function: tRNA (guanine(10)-N2)-methyltransferase activity; RNA binding. Gene Ontology annotation, biological process: tRNA N2-guanine methylation. NCBI's taxonomy places the organism in Eukaryota, Metazoa, Arthropoda, Insecta, Diptera, Drosophilidae. The record is from RefSeq and is a predicted model, not a curated record. Gene Ontology annotation, cellular component: nucleus.
UAAAAACAAACGGUGACGACAACCCUGCCACACGUGUCUGUUUUACCGCCUACCAAAUGGAAGUGGACGAAGGAAAACAGCAGGAUGUCAUUGAGGAGAACCCCAAUGAGCAUGUGAUUCGUGAACGCAACGCUGAGAUCGUAUCCGGCGGCAAUGUUUUCUACAACCCCGUGCAGGAGUUUAACCGGGAUCUCAGCAUUUCGGUGCUGAAUGUUUACCACCGGAUAUUGGUGAAGGAAAGGAUCGAAAAGGCGGCCAAAAAACAGCAGCGGAGAAGGCCGAAAGAUGUAGAGGAGCAGGAGGGAGAAAGAUGUAGAGAAGCGAAGGAGAAAGCAGAGACCCCCGUGGUAGGAACGGAAGAUUCCUACACUUAUGUGGCCGGCAAACGCUACGAGGAUGGCCUGCGGAUCCUGGAGGCACUUGCAGCUACUGGGUUACGGAGCAUCCGAUAUGCCCAGGAAAUCGCUGGGGUCCGCCAGAUUGUGGCGAACGACCUGUCUCGCCAGGCAGUGGCCUCCAUAAAUAAGAACGUGGAGCACAACAAGGUGGAGGAGCUCAUCGAAGCCAGCCACGCGGAUGCGAUGACGUUGAUGUAUCUUUCAACUGCUCAAGAUAAGCGGUUCGAUGCCGUGGACCUUGACCCGUACGGAUGCCCGAAUCGCUUCCUAGAUGGCGCCAUUCAGUGCCUCGUUGAUGGAGGUUUGCUUCUUGUGACCGCCACCGACAUGGCUGUGCUGGCAGGCAAUGCACCCGAGGCUUGCUAUGUAAAGUACGGAUCAGUACCCCUGAGGAUGAAGUGCUGCCACGAGAUGGCACUGCGCAUCUUGCUGCACUGCAUUGAGAGCCACGCGAACCGGCAUGGAAAGUACAUUGAGCCUUUGCUGAGCAUCUCAGCGGACUUUUACAUCCGAAUAUUCGUCCGAGUUCGAGUGGGGCAGGCGCAAUGCAAACUGUCAAUGAGCAAACAGUCGUGGAUGUAUCAGUGCACUGGAUGUGACACCUUCACACUGCAGCCGCUGGGCACCACCAAGCCGAAUCCUACUGCGGGAAACCCACAGCAGCUGAAGUUCGGCAUACCCACGGGUCCCGCAGUGAAUUCUCAGUGCGAGCACUGCGGACACAGGCACCACUUGGGGGGGCCCAUAUGGUCGGCUCCGUUACACAACCCGGAAUUUGUGAACCAGCUUUUACAGGCCGUCCAGGAAUCGCCCUUGGAGUCCCUGGGCACACAGAGACGAAUAGUUGGUGUACUGUCCAUGGUGCAGGAGGAACUUCAGGACGUGCCGUUGUACUAUACCCCGGACAAGCUGUGCUGUGUCCUCAAGCUAGAGAUUGUGCCCAUGCUCAAGUUCCGGUCGGCUUUGCUCCAUGCUGGCUAUCGAGUUUCAUACUCCCAUGCUUCGAAAAACUCUCUGAAAACCGACGCACCGGCUUCUGUGUUAUGGGACAUCUUGCGCAGCUGGAGCAAGCGGCAUCCGGUGAACCCGGAUCGAAUGAUUCCCGGUACUCCUUUGCAGGUCAUCCUUUCCAAACCAACUACCAAGGAUUACGAGUUUGAUAAUCUACACCCAGCUGCCAAUCCAAAAAGCCGAAAGUCUGCCCUUUCGCGCUUCCAGGAGAAUCCGACUCCACACUGGGGACCAGGAACCAGAGCCACUAUUAUGAUUGGCGACAAUAAACAGCCCAAGAGCUAUCGGAACCAGAACAAGAAGCAACGCCAAAAGGCUCUGCACCAGCCGGUAGAAGGGGAGAAUGAAAUCACUGCGCAAUCGGAGGACUCCGAAGAAGUGGAGCAUCAAGCCAAACAGCCGAAACUAGAAGCCACUUUAUGACAGCAGAUCCACAAUUGCAUCAAAUCGACAACUUUUAUAGAGCUGAAAUUUUAUACUGAAAAAUUAAUUUCUUAAAAAUUAUAAUUUUACCCAUUCAGGGGUA